GCAUGUGAAAGUAUCAAAUGACCAUCGUUCUUUUCAUUUUGUUUUCACUCGACAGCGCGGCUUACCUCCAAUUUAAAUAACUAGAAAGAUUCAAACCUCGAAACUUCUCGUCUUUCUUAUUGAAUUAUCAAUUUUACAAUCUUAGAAACAGUUCCCAGCGACUGAAAUUGCUUUCUUGUGAGCUCGGCUAGCCACGCAAUCACCACAUUCCUAUUUCACUGCGCCUCAGCUUUGCCGUCGACGAUCACGUAUGUCUAGGUAACUACAUACAUAUAUCAUACAGCUAAAACAUUUCGCAUAUUACCUGCAUUUAUAUGACGGAUCUAUUAUAGAGGUCAGCCAAUGCGAGCCACUCACACACAAACGGCAUUUCAAACAGCUUCCCUACCGCCUUGACCUUGACAUUGACCUUCCGCUGUUUCCCACUUCACAUUUCCCCACUACUUACGUCCGAUACUACCUAGAUAGACAAUCUAGAUACAGUUUACGCCAGCAAGGACUAGGUAACCAUAAAUCCCGAACGGUCUCCUGCAGACCGCUCUUCAUUUGGAAUCUUCCUAGACUAUAAGGACUGUUUUCCGUCGGAAGGACCGUUGUGGCAACCAUGGUUCCAGGCAACACCAACAAUAUAUCUCUCCAGUCGCCCAACGCGAUCCCUCCUAGAACCUCUUCAACCGGUUCCACCACUCCCUUACCUCCCGCUAGAUCUGUCCUACGACCUGUUCCGGAGUCAGAUUGGCUCAGUCAACAUAAUCGGCAUCGAAGUUCUUCUACUACUACUGCUAUAACAGGCAUGCAUGCAACAGGGCCUCAAGACCCGGCACGCUAUGAGAGCGAAGAUUUAAACUACACUUCAAGAAAGACAUGGACCGAGCAAAAAGAAAAGGUUCUUGUGGGUCCAUUUGAUUAUCUAUUCGCUCACCCGGGGAAAGACUUCCGUACUCUCAUGGUCAACUCUUUCAAUGCAUGGCUGGCAGUACCUCAAGAAAGCUUAGAUGUAAUUACAAAGGUUGUCGGUAUGCUGCAUACAGCAUCCUUGCUCAUUGAUGAUGUUGAGGACAAUUCGUUGCUGCGGAGGGGUCUGCCGGUUGCACACAGUAUUUUCGGUACGGCGCAAACCAUAAAUUCGGCCAAUUACAUAUACUUCUGCGCCCUGCAGGAGCUGCAGAAACUCAAGAAUCCAAAGGCCAUCAGUGUCUACACUGAGGAACUUCUAAACCUUCACCGCGGUCAGGGUAUGGACCUUUUCUGGCGAGACACUUUGACAUGUCCUACUGAAGAAGAGUACCUUGAGAUGGUUGGCAACAAGACUGGGGGGCUAUUUCGUUUGGCUAUCAAGCUCAUGCAAGCUGAAUCGAGUACUCCAAUCGACUGCGUGCCCCUAGUCAAUAUACUGGGCAUACUAUUCCAGAUCCAGGAUGACUACAGGAACCUGUCGAGCCCCGAGUACGGCCAGAAUAAAGGGCUUUGUGAGGAUUUAACGGAGGGCAAAUUCUCGUUCCUCAUCAUUCAUAGCAUACGUUCAAACCCGUCAAACCUACAACUCCUCAAUAUCCUUAAGCAGAAAACAACGGAUGAUGAGGUCAAGCGCUAUGCCGUGAAGUACAUGGAAAGCACAGGGAGUUUUGAGUAUACCGAGAAGGUGCUCGCGAUCCUAAUCGAGAGAGCGAGAAAGAUGGCGGACGAGCUUGAUGCCGGUAGAGGGAAGAGCAUCGGGAUCCACAAAAUAUUGGACAAGCUGGUGAUAUCGUGAUGAAGCCAUGAGGCGAUAAAUGGUUGGAUUUCUUUGGAUUUUUUACUGGGCGGAUCUCUGUGAAUACUUUAUUCAGAUGUUAUCGGACUAGAGGUUAGGUGUGAGAGCGAGCUGGCGUGAGUUAGGAUACCCUCAUUUCCUACCUUUUUCGAGACGUGAGAAAUUCAAAAAUUCAUUAAUAGUUAUUUCCAUGCUCACUGGAUUGAUUUUCCAUUGAGGCACCAAGGAACGUUUACGUAUACAAGCUUCCUUGCAUGCCAAGCCCAUGAUACUUUGUUUUCUUCAUCUUAAGGGGGAAAGUAUCUAAGGAUUAGUCAGCUACCAACCCCUUUCUCCUUUGACAUAUCC
Annulohypoxylon maeteangense is the source of this 2101-nucleotide messenger RNA. RefSeq names its product isoprenoid synthase domain-containing protein. Gene Ontology annotation, molecular function: prenyltransferase activity. The record is from RefSeq and is a predicted model, not a curated record. The coding region runs from base 605 to 1753 and encodes 382 amino acids. Lineage: Eukaryota; Fungi; Ascomycota; Sordariomycetes; Xylariales; Hypoxylaceae. Gene Ontology annotation, biological process: isoprenoid biosynthetic process. The transcript has a single exon.